AUGUGUCUUCAUAUCAACGGACGUUUUCGGAAAUUGUUUAUAUGUUGGAUGACAACGGAAAAGGUACCAUUUGAUCUCUACUGUAUGUAUGACGUCGAAGAUGGAAAAGACAACGGCAAUCCUCAACGAGCUAUUGGCUUUGGUGAUUUUACUAUUUUUAACGACAUGGUCUUGUGUGUUGUCGAUCCCGUUUUACCGACAACAAUCAACGUAUUUAUAGCAUUGGGAUAACUAUCAAACAAAUUCAUAUCACGAAUUACGGGAAUACUAUAUUAUACAGAAGCGAAAUAUGAUUCUGUUCGAUGA
This is a messenger RNA of Adineta ricciae, 306 nucleotides long. Lineage: Eukaryota; Metazoa; Rotifera; Eurotatoria; Adinetida; Adinetidae. The record is from the annotation of a GenBank genome assembly.